AAGAAGACCGAAGUCUGAAGGAUGUGGUGGCCUGUAUCCAGUCCAGCCUGGCACAUGGUUUAAAACUUGGCAACAAGCAGGUCCAAAAGCUGGCCAUUCAUCAUCUACAGAAGCGGAGCGAACUCAAGGUGAAAUGUGAACUUGCCGGAGAGAAGAG
Messenger RNA from Candidula unifasciata, 157 nucleotides. NCBI's taxonomy places the organism in Eukaryota, Metazoa, Mollusca, Gastropoda, Stylommatophora, Geomitridae. The record is from the annotation of a GenBank genome assembly.